Aspergillus costaricaensis CBS 115574 is the source of this 261-nucleotide messenger RNA. RefSeq lists its product as uncharacterized. NCBI's taxonomy places the organism in Eukaryota, Fungi, Ascomycota, Eurotiomycetes, Eurotiales, Aspergillaceae. The coding region runs from base 1 to 261 and encodes 86 amino acids. The record is from RefSeq and is a predicted model, not a curated record. The transcript has a single exon.
AUGGCCGACCAACCCCCCAUGGGCCGCGACUUCAUCGACGCAAAGAACGUCGACCCUAUCGACCACAAUGAUCAGACCGAUCCCGAAGACUCCGCUAGCCAGCCUCGUUUCCCGGGCCCCGGUUCGAGCACAACUGCCCCUUCCACCUCGAAGCCACAUUCGAACAAGUUGUUGAACAAGCUGGAUCCGCGAUACGACAAUGAUGUUUUGGAGUCGGAGAAGCAGGAGAAGGAGAAGGUGCAGCGGAGGGGAUGGGAUUAA